Eurypyga helias (sunbittern) is the source of this 1135-nucleotide messenger RNA. Its product is annotated as trafficking protein particle complex subunit 12-like. NCBI's taxonomy places the organism in Eukaryota, Metazoa, Chordata, Aves, Eurypygiformes, Eurypygidae. Gene Ontology annotation, cellular component: Golgi apparatus; TRAPP complex. The record is from RefSeq and is a predicted model, not a curated record. The transcript has 9 exons. Gene Ontology annotation, molecular function: protein binding. The annotation marks the transcript as partial.
AGCAGUAAAAACUGGAGGGCGGCAGUUGACUUUUGUGGGCGGCUUCUAACUGCACACGGUCAAGGCUAUAAAAAAAGUGGACUACCUACUAACCAUACAACAGAUUCUUUACAGCUGUGGUUUGUGAGACUAGCACUGCUGGUAAAACUGAAUCUGUUCCAAAACGCAGAAAUGGAAUUUGAACCAUUUGGAAAUUUAGACCAGCCUGAUCUUUAUUAUGAAUAUUACCCCCAUGUAUACCCUGGACGAAAAGGUUCCAUGGUUCCCUUCUCCAUGCGGAUUUUACAUGCCGAACUUCCUCAGUACCUAGGAAAUCCUCAAGAAUCACUUGACAGACUGCAUAGUAUGAAGAUAAUCUGCACCCAGAUAUUAGAAAAUUUGGAACAAGGCUUAGCUGAAGAUGGAAGUAUGACUAACAUGACACAGGAGAACAGACAAGGCUCUGUUCAGCUGUGGAGGUCACGUCUGGGCCGGGUGAUGUACUCCAUGGCAAACUGUCUGCUAAUGAUGAAGGACUACGUGCUUGCUGUAGAUGCUUAUCACACCGUCAUCAAAUACUACCCAGAGCAAGAGCCUCAGCUGUUGAGUGGAAUUGGAAGGAUUUUCCUUCAGAUCGGAGACAUAAAAACGGCGGAAAAGUAUUUUCAGGACGUUGAGAAAGCCACUCACAAAUUGGAUGGACUGCAGAGCCAAAUUAUGGUUUUAAUGAACAGGGCGUUUCUCCACCUUGGUCAGAAUAAUUUUGCAGAAGCUCAUCGAUUUUUCACGGAAAUUUUAAGGAUCGACUCAUCAAAUGCUGUGGCUAACAACAAUGCUGCCGUUUGUCUUCUUUAUCUGGGGAAGCUGAAGGAUUCCCUCCGGCAGCUGGAAGGAAUGGUGCAGCAGGCCCCUAAACACUACCUGCACGAGAGUGUCCUCUUCAACCUGACCACGAUGUACGAACUGGAGUCGUCUCGCAGUAUGCAGAAGAAGCAGGCCCUUCUAGAGGCUGUAGCUAUCAAAGAGGGCGACAGCUUUAACACUCAGUGUCUCAAGUUGGGAUAGGUCAUUUCCAACUAUUUUUUCCCAGCAAGGCUGAUUUUUUAAAUUGUAUAUACUCUUGCUAAUGUGUAAAUGUGAAAUAAAAUCUGCUCAG